CGGGGGUCCCUGCGGCCGGGACCGGCCACUCGUGCCGGGGACCCGCAGCCCCGGAGCGGCUGUCAGAGCCCCAGGGCCCCCAGGCUGCCUCCUCUGCCCCCCAUGGUCCUUCGGGCCCAGUCCCGCAGCUGGCAGCCCCCGUGGUGACAGUGACAGUGACGGGGGAGUCAGGGAAGGACAGUGGGAAUGCCCUGCACUGGUCUCUGCAAGGCAACAGGCCCAAGGAGAGCCUGUCCCAGCCUGUGCAAUGGAUGCACCAGUGGGGAGCGAUGCUGCUCUCAGGCUCAGCACCCCAGGGCAUGACAAGAGGAGCCACCAUCUCUGGCUGAAAGCCUAUCCAGGCUACGAAGUUUUGGUCUUAGUGGCCCCAGGCUGCUGUGGAGCUGCUGCUCAGUCCCUGAGGCUGCAGGAACCCAUGCCAGGGGCAGUGCGGAAGGAGCUGGGUGGACAAGGAACCCACCCCUCAUCCAUCCGGGCAGCAGGAGCAGCAAGGCAGCUGUGGUCGUGGAGGACAGCUCUGCCGAGGAACUGAGCAAGCUAGAACUCAUGGGGACACAUCUGAAGGAUCCAAACUGCAGUGUCCAAAAGGCAGAGCUGGGUUGGGAAUCCCACCUUGGCCUCGUCUGUGCCGGGUCAUGCAAGUGAAGGAGCUGCCCUGCACCUCCUGCUUCAUCAUCUUCUUGGUGCUGCCCUCUGUAAGCCCCAUCAUGACCUGAAGGAGCGGGAUGGAGAGCUCCUGCACGGUGUAUCACUCCUUGGGGGUGCCGGCCCUGCAAGCAGCUGGUGAGGCGGGAUGGUGCUGGUGCUGGCACUGUGGGCCUGCCUGGCACUGGGCACAGCCAGUGAGGAGAGCCCGGCACCCGAGCCCCUGGCAGGCGGGAUGCCCUUUGCCGUGGUGUGGAACGUCCCCACCGAGCGCUGCCAGCGCCGCUUUGGCAUAGGGCUGCCCCUCGGUGACUAUGGCAUCGUGGAGAACCAGGGUGGCCACUUUGCUGGCCAGAACAUCACCAUCUUCUACAAGAACAAGUUUGGGCUGUACCCCUACCUGUCACAGCACGGUGUCCCCCAUAAUGGGGGCCUCCCCCAGCGAGUCUCCCUGGACGCACACAUCAACAGGGUGGCUGAGGACAUCCGCCUCCUCCUGCGACCUGCUUUCCAUGGCUUGGCCGUGGUGGACUGGGAGGAGUGGAGGCCCCUGUGGGCCCAGAACUGGGGAGCCAAAAGGAUGUACCGGACAGCCUCGGAGCAGUGGGUGCGGGAGCAGCACGGCUUCCUGCCGGCAUGGCAGCAGCUCCGGCUGGCCCAGCUGGAGUUCGAGCGGGCGGCACAGGCUCUGAUGGAGGAGACGCUUCUGGUGGGCCGAGCCCUGCGCCCCAGGGGGCUCUGGGGUUUCUACCGCUUUCCCGACUGCCUCAACAGCAACUGGGCCAAGGAGGCAAACUACACCGGGCAGUGCCAGCCGGCAGAGGUGCAGCGGAACAACCGUCUGGGCUGGCUCUGGGCCGCCUCUUCUGCCCUGUACCCCAGCAUCUACCUGCCGCUGGCGCUGCCGCCCGCGCUGCGCCGCCGCUUCGUGCACCACCGGCUGCGCGAGGCCCUGCGUGUGGCCGCCCGCGGGGCCCACGGCCUCCUGCCCGUGAUCGCCUACUCCCGCCUCUCCUUCCGCCGCUCCGCACGUUUCCUGCAGCUGGCUGACCUGGUGCACACCAUCGGGGAGAGCGCGGCGCUGGGAGCGGCUGGACUUGUGCUCUGGGGAGACCUGUCCUACUCCCACUCGGCUGAAAGCUGUGCCAACCUGCGCCACUACCUCGUGUCCACCUUGGGUCCCUACGUGGCCAACGUGACGGCAGCAGCCCGAGAGUGCAGCUACGGGCAGUGCCACGGGCACGGGCGCUGUGUGCGCCGGCAGCCCCAGGAGCUGGGCAGCCUCCUGCACCUCAGCCCCGGGGCCAACCCGUGGGCUGCUUUCCGCUGCCACUGCUACCAUGGCUGGGCAGGGGAGGGCUGUGCCCAGCGGGUAUGGCUCAGCCCUGCCACCUCCUGCCAGGUGCCCGCCCAUGCUCACAGCCUCUAUGGGCACAAGGAUCUCACAUCCUCUGACACCUGCCUGCCGCAGGGCACGUGGGGCUGGUGACAAAGGCCAGGGACCGCCAUGGUCCCCUACCCCAGCAGUGCUGCUGCUGGCACUUUCUAUGGUCUCAUUAACCUAAAUAAAUUCUCC
Camarhynchus parvulus is the source of this 2221-nucleotide messenger RNA. RefSeq names its product hyaluronidase 3 (gene HYAL3). The transcript has 5 exons. Bases 794 to 2134 code for a protein of 446 amino acids. Gene Ontology annotation, biological process: carbohydrate metabolic process; hyaluronan catabolic process. The record is from RefSeq and is a predicted model, not a curated record. Gene Ontology annotation, molecular function: hyalurononglucosaminidase activity. Gene Ontology annotation, cellular component: acrosomal vesicle. NCBI's taxonomy places the organism in Eukaryota, Metazoa, Chordata, Aves, Passeriformes, Thraupidae.